Messenger RNA from Nothoprocta perdicaria, 2936 nucleotides. RefSeq names its product metal response element binding transcription factor 2 (gene MTF2). The record is from RefSeq and is a predicted model, not a curated record. The coding region runs from base 348 to 1829 and encodes 493 amino acids. The transcript has 15 exons. Gene Ontology annotation, biological process: chromatin organization; regulation of DNA-templated transcription. Gene Ontology annotation, molecular function: chromatin binding; DNA binding. Gene Ontology annotation, cellular component: nucleus. NCBI's taxonomy places the organism in Eukaryota, Metazoa, Chordata, Aves, Tinamiformes, Tinamidae.
UCGGGGCCUGCUGUGUUGGGAACUGGAGAAACCUACAAGGCAGUAGAGACUCUACAGGAGUGGGUAAUUCACUGGUCCAUAAGCGGUCUCCUCUACGUCGAAGCCAGAAGACCUCAGCAUCCUUGACCAAGCUGUCUGUGCGUGAUGGACAGAAACCUAAAAAGCCACUGUGUAAAUUUGAAGAAGGUCAGGAUGUCCUAGCUAGAUGGUCAGAUGGCUUGUUUUAUCUUGGAACUAUCAAAAAGAUAAACAAACUGAAACAGAACUGCUUUAUUAUAUUUGAAGACAGUUCCAAAUCCUGGGUUCUCUGGAAGGACAUACAAACAGGAGCCACUGAGAGUGGGGAAAUGGUCUGUACAAUAUGUCAGGAAGAGUAUUCAGAAGCACCAAAUGAAAUGGUUAUAUGUGAUAAAUGUGGUCAAGGUUAUCAUCAGCUGUGUCACACACCAAAUAUUGAUUCCAGUGUGAUUGAUUCAGAUGAUAAAUGGCUCUGUCGACAGUGCGUUUUUGCAACAACAACAAAGAGAGGUGGUGCGCUUAAGAAAGGACCAAAUGCCAAAGCACUGCAAGUCAUGAAACAAACAUUACCAUAUAACGCAACAGACCUUGAGUGGGAUGCAGGUCAUAAAACCAAUGUCCAGCAGUGUUACUGCUAUUGUGGAGGACCUGGAGACUGGUAUCUAAAGAUGCUGCAGUGCUGCAAAUGUAAGCAGUGGUUUCAUGAGGCUUGUGUGCAGUGCCUCCAAAAGCCAAUGCUCUUUGGUGACAGGUUUUAUACGUUCAUUUGCUCAGUUUGCAGUUCUGGACCAGAAUACCUCAAACGUUUACCCUUGAGAUGGGUAGAUAUAGCACAUCUAUGCCUUUACAACCUAAGUGUUAUUCAUAAGAAGAAAUACUUUGAUUCAGAACUUGAACUCAUGGCAUACAUUAAUGAAAACUGGGAUAGAUUGCAUCCUGGUGAGCUGGCAGAUACACCAAAAUCUGAAAGAUAUGAGCAUGUACUGGAGGCAUUAAAUGAUUACAAGACCAUGUUUAUGUCUGGAAAAGAAAUAAAGAAAAAGAAACACUUAUUUGGCUUGAGAAUUCGUGUUCCUCCUGUGCCACCAAAUGCUGCUUUAAAAGCUGAGAAAGAACCUGAAGGAACAUCUCAUGAGUUCAAAAUUAAAGGCAGAAAGUCGUCUAAACCCAUUCCUGAUGUGAGGGAAUUAAGUAAUGGUAUAGAAAGAAAGGGGAAAAAAAAAUCAGUAGGUCGUCCACCUGGUCCCUAUACAAGAAAAAUGAUUCACAAAACUCCAGAGUCGACUCCUCUGGAUAAUGAACCAGUUCCAGUGAUGGACAACCCAGCCUUGGAAUUACCUUGUUCUGUUGGGAAAUCUGAUGGGACUGCGCAUUCAUCCAAUACCUCAGAUGUGGAAUCCACAGGUGCUGCCAGUAUGAAAGAAACUACCUCAUCUAGCAUUUCCAGACAUUAUAGUUUAUCAGACUCGAGAAAAAGGACUCGUACAGGAAGAACUUGGCCUGCUGCAAUACCACAUUUGAGAAGAAGAGGUCGCUUUCCACGAAAAGCACUCCAGACUCAGAAUUCAGAAAUUGUAAAAGAUGAUGAGAGCAAAGAAGAUUAUCAGUAUGAUGAACUCAAUACAGAGAUUCUUAACAAUUUAGCUGAUCAGGAAUUACAGCUCAAUCAUCUAAAGAACUCAAUUACUAGUUAUUUUGGUGCAGCAGGUAGAAUAGCUUGUGGUGAAAAAUACCGUGUUUUGGCUCGUCGGGUGACACUUGAUGGAAAGGUGCAGUAUCUUGUGGAGUGGGAAGGAGCAACUGCAUCCUGACUGUAGGACUGAACAUUAUGUUCACUGCACUGUCAUCUGUAAGUACAGUUCAUAAUGCAGAGCCACGAGCAAAGUGUGUCUUUAAUGUGUUUCUCAAAACAAAACAAAACCAAUUUAGCCUUAACAUGUAAUUGUAUCGUUACAACUCUUGUGAUAAAGACUUAUCUUUUUAAAAUCUGAUCUGAAACUUAAAUUUUUUAAUCUGAACAUUGUUAGAUUGUUUUAGGUUGGGAUAUUUUGGGUUACAAUUGCUUAAAAAUGUGCAUGGUGUUUAAAAAAAAAAAAAAAGACGUUUUCUAGAGAACAUUCCAUGGAUACAGUUAUUGUGAUUUAGAAAAAAUACUAUGUAGAUAGCACAAAUCUUUGAAAAAUUUUGGUUUGUUUUCUUACCCAAAUGUUUGCAGAAAUGUAUUUCUAUUUCAAUACUUUCUAGAUUUCAUAAGUGCAGUGUAUAUAAUGCCUACUGAAGACUGUAAAAUACUGAAGUUUUCUUUGAAGCAAAGUGUAAAAAAAAAAAAAAGAAAAAAAGAAAAAAGAAAAAAAAAAGAAAAAAUAUAUUGAGCCUGUAAAUUGCUCUGUGACCAGACUUCAUUGUCUUCUUAAUAUAUUCUUUGUGUGUGUGCGUGUGUGCCUAUGUGUGUGUAUAUACAUAUGUAUAUAUGCGCACACAUACUUGUGCGUGUGUAUAUAUGUGUGAUUGUGACCUAUGCAAUACAAAUUAUGGGAUUUGGCAGCUUUUGAGUAUACAUCCCAUAAUUCUUUUAUCAGGAAUAGUUGCCAGUAUUUACACAGCAGCAUUUCUUCUCAGGCUAAUUGGGUGCUGUUGCUUUCUGUAUACUAAGGAAAAGUGUCAAACUAGUGCAGUGUGUUCUGGCAGUGGGUGCAGUCGUUGAUAUUCAUGUGCUCUAGGUAAUAUAUUCCAUUAUUUUCUUUGUGAUUUAACUGUUAAAAAAAUAAUUUGAAAGUUCUGAACAUAAACUCUACUAAAAUAACACUUUUAUUGUGGCACAUUGAUUGUAAUUUUUGUCUCCCAGUUAUAAACUAAGUUGACAGGAGUCACACACAAGAGUCAUACAUAUAGAAACAGUCAUAUUUUGAUAAAUGUAG